AUGAGAUUGUCUAGUUUAACUUUUCAUGCAAAUUUGGAUUAUGUUAAAGCUACAACUGAUAUGAUAAGUCAUUUGUAUCUCAUUAAUUUGAUUUGGUGGUAUUGUAAACAAAACGAGAUGAUAGUGGUCUACGAUUUCAUGGGUCGUGGCACCCUAAGCGAUCAUCUCUACAACACGGAUAAUCCCCCUCUCUCGUGGAAGCAGCGCUUGCAGAUAUGCAUCGGCGCAGCGCGUGGGCUGCACUAUCUCCACACAGGCGGGAAGCACACGAUCAUCCACCGCAAUGUCAAAACGACGAACAUCUUGUUAGAUGAUAAGUGGGUGGCGAAGGUUUCAGACUUUGGUCUUUCAAGAAUUGGGCCUACAGACACAGACAAGUCCCACGUGAGUACCCAUGUGAAGGGAAGCUUUGGCUACAUAGAUCCCGAGUAUUACAAACGAUUUCGCUUAACGGAAAAGUCUGAUGUUUACUCGUUCGGGGUUGUGCUCUUUGAGAUACUGUGUGGUCGUCCAGCUUUGAUUCACAGUGCGGAGACGCAGCAGGUGUCGCUUUCUAAUUGGGUGAAACAUUGUGAUCGAAAUGGGACCAUAGCAGAGAUUGUAGAGCCCGCGUUGAAGAAGAAGAUUGCACCAGAGUGCCUGAAGAAGUUUUGUGAGAUUGGGAUGAGUUGCUUAUUGGAAGAUGGAACGCAGCGGCCGUGCAUGAAGGAUGUGGUUGCAAUGCUGGAGUUUACGCUCCGGCUACAAGAAAGUGCAGAGCAAACGGCAAUUGAAAAAGGAGAGGAAAUUAGUGAGGAUAGCUUUUCUACUACUAACUUGAAUGUGACUACUACGACCAAUUCCACCAGUGAAGGCAAUGGCUACAGUAAUAAUACGGUGUUGUCUUGGACCCCUUUCUUGGAGAUUAUGGAUGGAUCCACAGCCGCGCUGACCCAAUCCAUUAAACGCAGACCUCUCACAGGGAUAAUAAAAAACAAAAGAUGGUGGGAUUACGUACUAAGGUUAGACUUCGCCAUUAUGAAAGAAAAUCAAUUAUACAAAGUUUUGUAUAUUUAUACAAAUAUUUAA
This is a messenger RNA of Vigna unguiculata (cowpea), 1068 nucleotides long. Its product is annotated as receptor-like protein kinase FERONIA pseudogene. NCBI's taxonomy places the organism in Eukaryota, Viridiplantae, Streptophyta, Magnoliopsida, Fabales, Fabaceae. The record is from RefSeq and is a predicted model, not a curated record.